AUACGUGUCUUGUCUGUUGUCGUUGCUGGAGGAGUACGACUUCUACGUCCGGUUCCAAUGUGUACAGGUGCUUCUCCUGCUGUUAACGAACUGCCCCGAUAAAUUGCAAGAGUGUGUCCUAGCGGACCCUCGCGGAGUGUCGCGGCUGAUGGAUCUGCUGACAGAAUCACGCGAAAUACUACGCAACGAAGCACUGCUGCUCCUAAUACAACUCACAACAUCCAAUCCCAAUGUCCAAAAGAUUGUUGUCUUCGAGAACGCGUUCGAUAGACUGCUGGAUAUCGUGCGAGAUGAGGGUAAUAGCGAAGGAGGUAUUGUUGUACAAGACUGCCUCCAUCUUAUUCACAAUCUGCUCAGGAAGAACAUCAGCAACCAGAACUACUUCAGGGAAACGGGUAAUCUGGUGCGAUUGAAUCCGUUUUUGGCGCUCCAGGGUGCUCCGCCAGGGUUGGCGAUCCCUGGGAUGGAGAACGAGGCCCCCAAAGCUGAAAACGACUGGGAGGAGCAGAAGAUCACCAACAUGCUCAUGAUGAUCGAACUGGUGCGCAUUCUGGUGACGCCUAACAACCCCAACGCACCCACCAAUCAGAAGGCGAUGCUCAAGCAGAACACCACCGAGACUCUAUACACACUCACGCUCAUGGAGGGCAAGCUGCCACCACGCGUACAAGUACAAGUACGUUGUGCUGUAGGAGAGGCAAUGCGUGGCUGCGCUCCUGCACAGCAACUGUUCAGCGGUACCACCGCAAAAUGUGGUGCUCGGCCUAGGCCUGCUCUAGUGACUCUCGUCGUAGAGUUGUUGGCUUUCCGCAAUCCCUUUGACUACCGGUGUGCCUCACUGUACUGUCUGGAGAGCUUUCUGUUCAAUAACUCUGACGGACAGAUGUUUCUGACCGGAACUUUGAAGCAACCGCCCAAUGCAAACUUAUCACAAGCAACCGAUACACCCCUUGCGGCCGGUGCGCAAAUUUUGAGCGCACUCGCCGACACAACAGACGGCAUCUCCCAUUGGUGCGCUUGCCUGGCCCUCUCGUCAACAAUCCGGGGCAAUUCCCAGGCCAAACAAAUGGCCCUAAAUACGCGAGUUAAACUGGGCGGAGGUACCGAACCUUCCACACAAGCGAAUACAAUCCCUCUGCUGGAGCUUUGUCUGAGAGCUUUCCAUUGUAAUGGGAUGCAGAAGACGCGCGUGUCUGUGUCUGAGUAUAUCUUCCUGUGCUCUUUCCUGAGUGAGAGUCCCACGAAUAUUGCCGCGUAUCUGUCCAAUCAGGAGAAUCUCACGAAUUUGAUCGCGCACUGUCAGGAAGUACCGCGUGCCGGUAGUGCCAACGGGACGUCUGUACUGAUCCCCGGGCUAGCGUCACUGCUCCUGGGUAUUUGUCUACAGUGGACCGAUGCGGGUGCGGAGAACUCGGCCUCUAGCAGGCUGAGCUUGCUGCAAGUGAUUCACCAUGUCAUUGGGGUGGACAAGUACUCUGAGAAUAUCAAGAUGCUGAUCCAGUCAGACUUUUUUGAGGGGGCGCAGUCGUCACACCAAUACGGUGAUGUUACUGUAGGUGUGUGGGUGUUCCGUGUGAUUGCUUAG
Molecule: messenger RNA, 1585 nt
Organism: Sphaeroforma arctica JP610
Lineage: Eukaryota; Ichthyosporea; Ichthyophonida
Exons: 11
Coding region: 149-1585 (478 amino acids)
Biological process (GO): vesicle fusion with Golgi apparatus; endoplasmic reticulum to Golgi vesicle-mediated transport; transcytosis
Cellular component (GO): ER to Golgi transport vesicle membrane; Golgi stack; Golgi membrane
Source: RefSeq, a predicted model, not a curated record